CUCUUGACCUCUGGUUACACAGCUCAUUUGGCCGCCCUGCUAUCCGGUCACCCUGCAUCCCGACAAGCAUCCAGCUGCAUCAGCAUUUCGCCGCACUUUCUAACCUAUGAGUUAUCCACCCCUGCCAGCACCGUUCGCACAUGUCCAGCGCAACCAGUCGUUCCUUCACGGUCUCCGUUGAAUUCCGGGAAGCGUUUCUCAUUCAGCUCGGGUACAACCUAG
Opisthorchis viverrini is the source of this 222-nucleotide messenger RNA. RefSeq lists its product as hypothetical. The record is from RefSeq and is a predicted model, not a curated record. Lineage: Eukaryota; Metazoa; Platyhelminthes; Trematoda; Opisthorchiida; Opisthorchiidae. The annotation marks the transcript as partial. The transcript has a single exon.